Molecule: messenger RNA, 4764 nt
Organism: Lizanozyma spartinae
Lineage: Eukaryota; Fungi; Ascomycota; Pichiomycetes; Serinales; Debaryomycetaceae
Gene: REV3
Product: Rev3p
Exons: 1
Coding region: 1-4764 (1587 amino acids)
Biological process (GO): error-prone translesion synthesis; double-strand break repair via homologous recombination
Cellular component (GO): zeta DNA polymerase complex; nucleus
Molecular function (GO): nucleotide binding; DNA-directed DNA polymerase activity; DNA binding
Source: RefSeq, a predicted model, not a curated record
AUGUUCAUUGACCAUGUGGAUAUGUCUGUUUCGGAGCUAACAUCCAAGUUGGAAUCGGAGCUAGCCACCUCGUUCAAGAGACGCAGGGCCAAUGCACAAGAUGAAGAAGAAGAAGAAGAAGAAGAGUACUAUAACAAUGAUAACAAAGAUAGUGAUAACCGUAAAGACUCAUCUAGAAAGUACAUUGCAUCGGUGGCCCUUUGUCGAGCUGCUCUGAUCUACGGGUUUAGUGUGGGGUAUAAGAAGGUGUGGAAGGUUUCAUUUUUAUCACCGACUUAUAAGGCCAGACUAACAAAUAUGCUCAAUACGAACACCCAGUUCUUUGGUAAGAAGGUUAAUUUAUAUGAGACUCAUAUCCCGUCUCUCUUACAGUUCAUGGCUGAUUACAAUUUGUAUGGUUGUGGCUACAUCAACAUCCAGAAAUGCUACUUCCGUUCUCCCGUGGCUGUUAAAGGAGUUCUCUCUGGUUCACAGUUCCAGCAGCUACAGCAGGAUCUUAAACUGUAUAUCAAUUCCCAUAAUGUCUUAAGAAGCGAUUCGUAUCCUCGAAUGGGCCGUUCCGUGGUAGAAAUUGAUAUAACUGCUGCAGACAUCCUCAAUAGAACACUACUUAAAGAGAGAAACUCCCAUGAAUCACUUGAGUCCGAGACGCAGCUGGAUAAACCCCUAGCGUAUUUGUCGUCUUUGAGUCAGCUCCAGAACGAGAUUCUAUUCCAGAAGCAAGCCCGAGGGUUGACUGAAUCUUCUCAAAGCAUCAAUACUGGCUAUUACGGUGAUGUCAGUCAGACGUAUUGGUCCAACCAGACGGAGCUCGAUGAAUUAUUACAGUAUGCAAUUAGAUUGAAUGGUACUGAGGAUGGUUUUAUUCUGCUGGAGAUCAAGAAGAACGAAGAGGCACUUCCUACUCUAUUCCAGCUUACAAGCAUUCAAAGCCAAGAGGGAGCGACCGUGGAAUUGUCGUUCUUUAGUGAUUUGGUAAUGUGGCUGGACUAUAGUCAAUUAUUUAUUGACAUCAACACGGUGACUGUAGAAGUAAGUUCUUCUUUUGGUGAUGCGUUGGUGAACGAAUUGGUAGAGGAACAGGUGCAGAACGAAGAGGAAGUGCAAGAGGAACAGGAAGUGCAAGAGGAAGAGGAAGUGCAAGAGGAAGAGGAAGUGCAAGAGGAAGAGGAAGUGCAAGAGGAAGAGGAAGUGCAAGAGGAAGAGGAACACGACGAGGGAGCUUCAGUUGGAGUGAUUGAAAGUGAUUACAAUGAAGAAGAUGAUAACACUAAAUUACUACCACGUUUAGACAGCAAUGACUCAAAUAAGCUUAGUGAAGCUGAUGAUGUGUCCAGCAGUCCAAUGAAGAGACAUGAUAGUUUCAGCAGUCCGAUAAAAAGACGUGACAAUUUCAGCAGUCCCUUCAGCAGUCCUAUUAAAAUGAAUGACGUCUCCAGCAGUCCUAUUAAAAUGCUUGGUGAUUCCCAAUUACGGCACAUUCUAGAUGACCUCGCUGAAUCAUCAACCCAAGAACACGAGGUCGAAGACAUCAAUAUCGAUGAUAGCAUCCUCCGACAAUUAUCCCAGAAAUUAUCCCAGUCUCAAGUAUCCCAGUCUGUAGGGACAUCAAAAGGAGUAUUAGAUUUUGGCAGGGUAACUGUUCAGAGAGACAGCUCCACUGCCUUAGCAUCAGCCAGUGAACCAGAACCACUUUUUGAUGUUGAUCUCAAGGGCUCAUUCUGGCUGUAUCCCGUUCCAAUAGAUUUACGAAAGGAUCAUGAACAAUUUGAUAUCACUAUGGAUGAAAUGGGGGUCCCCCGAGUGGAUUAUGUCGAUCCUUUCUAUGAUUGUGCUGAAGAUCAACCAAAGAAGCCAUUUAUUCUAGCCUCAAAGAGGGUCAAUGUACCUUUACGGACCCCUGAAAGCAUCCCUCGGAUGCCAUUUUCAAAGGAGAUAAGCAAGCAAUUGAAGGGAAAGAACCGGGUUAGAACCAGUAAUCAUAACCGCUUUAACCAAUGGCAAUACCUUCCCUUACCACCGUCUCCACAAGAAGUUUCCCAUUGGUUUGAAGUGGAAGAAAAGAAGCAAUUGGAAGAGUUGACUAAAUGGAAGAGUCAGAUCAAACAAAGAGCAAGCAGGAGCUCCAAAUUCAAAUACUCUUAUCAUCCAGAUCGACUGAAAUCAACGACCCAUGACGAUGGGUUUAAGGAACUAACCAAUAUGAUCUUGGAGAUUCAUGUGAACACUCAUAAUGAUUAUUUACCCAAGUUCAAGACCAACUCCAUUGCCUUUAUGUUUUACAAUUUCGAUGAUGCUAACAGCAUGUUCCCCACACUGAAGAUGAAACGGGGAGUAUUGGUGUAUCACAAUGAAAGCACCAUUACCAGUUAUUUGAUGACCAAGAUCUUUAAGACCAUAAAACAUUUGUCCUUUUCGGAUAAUAUUUAUAUUGAUGUGUUCCAGUCUGAACCCAAAAUGGUGGAGAGAUUCUGUCAAUUGGUGGACGACUUUGAUCCGGACAUUCUUUCUGGAUACGAAAUCAAUGGUAACUCCUGGGGCUAUGUGAUUGAGAGAUUUAGAGAAGUUUAUGACGUGAAUUUACUACCGAGGUUAAGUCGGUCCAAGUCUAAAGCCAAUGGGAAGUUUGGUGAUAAAUGGGGGUAUACUCAUACGUCUGUUAUUGACAUUAAUGGACGUCAUACAUUGAAUAUAUGGAGAGUUCUUAGGAAGGAAGCCAGUUUAUCCGAUUAUUCCCUUGAAAAUGCAACUUACCACUUAUUAAACCAUACGGUUCCACGACUACUGAAUAAGACCCUUACCGAACUACUUGAAAGCUCCAGUUUGUCCCAAAUCUCCUUUGGACUAGAAUACUAUUUCAAUAGGAUCCUGUUGUCUUUGGAACUCUUGAGCAACCAGGAAUUGAUUACCAGGAACGUGGAACAGUCACGGUUGAUUGGAAUUGACUUUAAUUCCAAUUUCUAUAGAGGAUCACAGUACAAAAUCGAGUCUAUUCUCUGUCGAUUGACCAAACUGGAGAAUUACCUAUUAAAUUCUCCGUCAAAGAAUCAAGUUCAUCACAUGAGAGCUUUGGAAUGCAUCCCUCUUAUCUUGGAGCCCAUGUCUGAUUUCUACAAGUCUCCAUUACUUGUUCUAGACUUUCAAUCAUUGUAUCCCUCCAUCAUGAUUGCCUAUAACUACUGCUUUUCCACUUUGAUAGGCAAAUUGUAUGGGUUUGAUGUCAAUAAAAAUGGUGUUGGGUAUUUGAAGCACAAUCCCAUUGAACCUGGGUUGCUAAAGAAACUACAUGAUGAAAAUGGCAUUGUCAUAUCUCCAAAUGGAUAUGCUUGGGUUAAUAGUACAGUUCGGAAGUCUGUACUUGCUAAAAUGCUUGAAGAGAUUCUUGAUGCCCGAAUACGGUUGAAAAAUGUCAUGAAGCAAAUUGGCAAAGAUGACGAUGACGAUAAGCUACUAAAACUUUUCAACGCUAAACAGUUGGCUUUGAAAUUAACUGCUAAUGUCACUUAUGGGUAUACCUCUGCUACUUUCAGUGGGAGAAUGCCCAACUCAGAUGUGGCAGAUGCCAUAGUCUCAACAGGAAGAGAAAUACUAACGAAAUCCAUUAACAUGAUCGAAGAUGGUAAUUUUGGGGCUAAAGUGGUCUACGGAGAUACAGACUCACUAUUUGUGUAUUUACCUGGGAAAUCCAUAGACGAUGCCUUUAAAAUAGGUGAACAUAUUGCUUCCUACAUCACCAAUGAGUUCCCAGACCCCAUUAAAUUGAAGUUUGAGAAAGUGUACCAUCCAUGUGUGCUUCUAAGUAAGAAAAGAUACGUUGGAUACAGUUAUGAACUGGCAUCGCAGAAAUUGGCCAAAUUUGAUGCUAAAGGUAUUGAAACCAUUAGACGAGAUGGGAUUCCGGCUCAGCAGAAACUUGUGGAGAGAGCCCUUCGAAUCCUAUUUGAAACCAAAAACCUUUCACAAGUGAAACAGUUUGUUAAGCUUCAGUUCUCCAAAAUUAGCGAUAAUAAGAUCAACAUCUCUGAUUUCUCCUUUGCUAAAGAAGUAAGGUAUGGGACUUACAAAAAUCGGAAAUACCUCCCUCCUGGGGCAAUAGUUGCCGAAAGAAAGGUAGCCAACGAUCCACAAUCCAAGCCACAGUAUAAAGAGAGAAUACCUUACGUUGUGAUUAAGGAUUCUUCCAAACCAAGAGUCAAAGACAGAUCCAUAUCUCCAGAAGAGUUCUUAAACUCUUACACUACCAAGACACCAUUCAUGCUUGAUUAUGACUACUAUAUCACCAGAGUACUUAUACCACCAUUAGAGAGAAUAUUCAACCUCAUAGGAGCGGAUAUAAAGAGUUGGUAUAAUGAACUUCCAAAGCUCACUAGAGGAAAUCCAUUUGCUACCAAUGAAUUAGGCAAAUUGUCUGGUAAUAUCACCAUUAAUAAUUGUUUGUUCUGUGGGAACCAACUAAGACAACUCGAACAAGAAACAGUCCUCUGUAACAAAUGCCUUUCAAAGGGCAACCUUAUCAGUGGAGAACUUGGAUGGAGAUCAAGAGAAUUGAGUGUGAAAUUGAGAACAAGCUAUUUGACUUGCAAAUCUUGUGUUCAAUUCCACUGCAACCAUAAUAACUAUAUUGGAAGCCAACAAGGUGAAUUACAUAAUGAAUGUGUGAACAUUGGCUGUAACCAAUACUAUAGUCGGUUCAAACUAUCCAAUCAAUAUCAACUUCAUUUAAAGAACCAGGAAGCAAUAUUGAAAGCUAUAAAUGAACAUUGA